ACCGCCUAAACUCAGCCCUCCAACGCGUCGUUCACGCGGCCGAAAGGCAUGCUGAGCUAAGCGAGUGUUUACCUCAUGAUUCGCGUCGACCACAAAAUGGCUGGAUCAGACGUCUCAGACGGUGGUUUAUAUCUAUCUGAUGAGCCGGCACUGGGAAUCAAAAGUAAUUCACGCACAAGGUUUACUCUGUCGCCUGAGCUACGGCCGCACAGCAGUCCACGGGUCAGUCUAGCGGAGCUUAUAAAAGGACGAGACAAUUUCUCAGACAGCCCUUCUGCAGUUGUAGGGCAAUCAAUCAAUGGAAUCCGUAACGUCGGGGCGGCAAAGUCUCGGAGUGGACGCGAUAACUCGUCGUUUAAGCACUUUACCACCCCACCGGAGCCAUCCGCUAACCGCGACCUUGAGGAGACACUGAACAGAUUAUCACAGGAAAACUUGGACGUGAGAGCUGAAUUGAAGGUGUACAAGAGUCGGGAGGCCAAGCUAGAGCAAGAAUUAGCCUAUGCACUUGAGCGGAAGGCGUAUUAUAAAAAGGCAGCAGUGGAGUCCCAUGAGAGUGCGAAGAAGGCAUGUGAAGUCACAUCAACGCAGAAGGGUUAUAUCGAAAACCUUGAAAAGCAAGCUCAGACUGCCAACAGUACAAUAGAAGAGCUUAAAACUCAACUUCACGGAGCAAACGAGCUCAUCUCUGUUCUUAGGAGCCAAAUCGAGGGUCUUGAGUCUCAAAUGAGAACCAGUCAGGAUCUCGAGGAGGAGCUAAAGAAACGAGCGGAGAAUGCUGAGAAACGUGCAUUUGAUUUGGAGAAUCAAAUUGGUUUUAUGGAAAAGGUGUUUACGUCUUCUCGUCCAGCAACUUCAGAUGCUUCGGUUACUCUUCAUGAAAAAGAACCCCAAGACGAGCUUGAACAAAAGAAAAUCGAGGUAUUGGAAGUUGAACAAAAGCUGAAACAAGUGAAAAAGCGCUUGGAUAAGAAGUUGUCAAAGUUCGAGUCGCUUUCCACAGAAUACAGUCAGCUCAAAGCCAAUGUUGGCGAAAUCCGUCGAGUCUCGAGUGCUCCAACGUCUGCGGUUCAGCAAUCGCCAGCUUUCCCUGUGGGCCCUGUAGAAUUUGUGUAUCCUGUGGCUUCAGCAGCUGCUACGGUUCCUACUGUUCCUACGGUGCCUACAGUUCCUGCGGUUACUACGGCUCCGACGGCUCCAGAAAAUCAGACACCUUCGGUAGCCAUGCCGCCCACAAGCCCCACGGUUGCUGUGACUUCAGCAGCACCAAAGGCACCCGAAACACCACUCCAGGAGGACUUCGCACACAAAUGCCUCGAGUUAAUUAGAUCGGAACUUUCAUCGUUGAAGGAUCUUGUGAACGAACUGGCGGUUAAGAGGCCCAAUGAAUCUGAAACCAUGUCUAAAGACAUGAAGGACAUUCUUUUACAGCUUUCAAAAGUGGUAUUAGACCUUAAAACUAGAGAGAGCCGAGACUCUAGCCCGAUGCGGCUUCAAAAGACCCCCGAAACCCGAACACCUAAAGCCAUGAGCCGCAAUAUCUCAACCCCUGCGGAGCUCAAGCUCAAGCAACGAAGGAUUCCUCGAAUGCACUCCACACAUUCUCUCACUCAGGAUGCGUUCAUAGCUGAAGAUCCUGUUCCAGAAUUGAGCGAGGACUCGACAAAUGAAACUGUUAUUGGUGAUCCCACAGGCCCAACCUUUAAUGAUCAGCUCCUUGCUGAAGCCAAACGACAGCUAAUUGAAAUGAGCCAUCCCGAAGAGGCGGAAGCUAUGAGAUUUAUUGGCGAUCAUUUGACACGAAGAUCAUAA
This is a messenger RNA of Wickerhamiella sorbophila, 1812 nucleotides long. RefSeq lists its product as hypothetical. The record is from RefSeq and is a predicted model, not a curated record. The coding region runs from base 76 to 1812 and encodes 578 amino acids. Lineage: Eukaryota; Fungi; Ascomycota; Dipodascomycetes; Dipodascales; Trichomonascaceae. The transcript has a single exon.